AUGUCAGCCUCCGGUUCACCGAGAGUGAUUUUUAUUUGGCUAGCUUGAACCCCACGAUGGUUUUCGUGAGCUCACAUCCCUCGCACACCGGGACCGUCCUGCGUGUCCGCGGGCCGCUGGAGCUCAAAUGUCAGCUGGACAGCACAGACGUGUUGUUGAUGCACAAGGUGAUCUCAAGAACAUUUGAGACCCUCCGCUCCCAGGUGAAAUCUGAAUCCUGUGUUCUCACUGUCUGUGACAGUCCUGUUAUUAUUUGGCCAAACAAAGGGGUUAAUGCAACACCCGAAGAAAUAACACCAAACACACUGUGUGAAGAUAUACAUCAGUGGAUACAGACAGAUGAACAGGAGAGCUUUGGCAAGAAAUCUGGAAAAAAGAAGAGCAAAAAAAGUUCAGCAGCAAGUGUCAUAAACCUUCACCUGAUGAUGGAGGUGACAAAGCCAGGCCCUCUUUCGGCUCCCAUCCUCAGCAAAACAUUCCAGAAAUCCCACUUCCUAUCUACGACGCUUCCCAUGGACGUUGUUGUCUGUACCAGCUGCAACGAAACGAUCAAAGAUGCCUGUGAGCGCCUGGUGGAGGCACUAAGUCGCCAGCUGUGUGAGAUGGAGAAAGUGACCUUGCAGCACAUGAAAGGGAACACACUGCUGGUCCCUGAACCGCUCCACUUUCUUCUUCCAGAGCCCAGAGGACUAGUGACCGUGGUGUACCCAGCAGGAGUACCUGACAGCCAACUGGAGACGCAUCGUAAGGAAUUGCAUCAACAGCUUGAGCUACCAGAUGACAGACCUUAUUUUAGAAGAGCCAACACGUACCACUUUCCCAAUGAGCCCUACAGAGACGGUUAUCUCCGAAACCCUCAUCUGGUCCUCACACAUCCUACCCUGGAUGAUGGAAAGGUGUACUUGGUCCAGGGGAUCUACAGCUAUCACCACUACAUGCAGGACCGUAUGGAUGACAAUGGCUGGGGCUGCGCUUAUCGCUCUCUGCAGACCAUCUGCUCCUGGUUCCAGCAGCAAGGCUAUGUAGAGCGACUUGUGCCCACUCACAAAGAGAUCCAGCAGGCGUUAGUGGACGUUGGAGACAAGCAGGCCUCCUUCGUGGGAUCACGCCAGUGGAUCGGAUCCAUUGAGGUUCAGGCUGUUCUGAACCAGCUGCUCGGGGUCACUUCCAAGAUCAUGUUUGUGAGCCAAGGGUCCGAGUUGGGAUCCAAAGGCAGAGAACUGGCCAACCACUUCCUCACUGAAGGGACCCCUGUCAUGAUUGGAGGGGGAGUUUUAGCUCACACUAUCCUGGGUGUGGCAUGGAGUGAGACCACCGGGCAGAUCCGCUAUCUCAUCCUAGAUCCACAUUACACAGGAGGAGAGGACAUACAGGUUAUCACAGACAAGGGCUGGUGUGGCUGGAAAGGACCAGAUUUUUGGGAUCAAACUGCAUAUUAUAAUCUCUGUCUGCCCCAGAGGCCAAAGAUCAUCUGAGCUCUCGCAGCCCUUUAAAUGGUCAUUGUUCGGCAUUGGUAAAGCAUAUGGAAAAUGUAAGAGUGACACUGUAGCUUGUUUGUUUUUUAGGAAUGUGUCCAACUUUGCAAAUUUGAGUAAUUUCUGUAAGAAUGUUAAAUUCUCAUAAUUUACCUGACAGUUUUGGUUGAGUCCUAGCUAAAUUAUUGUCUUGGCGAACUAGACAUAGAUAUAAUUUUUAUAUUAAAAGAUAGAUGAAUCAUAUCAUAUUCAUUCAUUUCUGUGCUUGCUAUUUAAUAUGUCAAAGGCCAAUAAAACAUCUAUACUAAAUAGGCUGAUUUUAUUUUGAAGAGAAAUGCAAUACACUAGGUUUUGUCAUUGCUUUACUGUAUGUUACCUGUAGACAAACAAACCCACCAUGACUGAUGCAAAACAUGGUCUUAACUCCCAUCAUAAGUAAAAUCCCUUCUGCAUCUGGUUCAUGUGAACACCAGUUCAAGGACACCUUUUCUACCAUCCUGUAUGGCUGAUUUUACAAAUGAUUAAACAGUACAGUAUAAUUGAUUGUGUCCUAAAUUUUCCUUUGUUCUUUUUUCAAAUUUUUUUAAAGUUACAGACUAGAGCUGAAACGAUUAGUUCAUCAUUAGAUUAGUCAGUUCAACAGAAAAUAAUUCCGCAAUUAUUUUUUGAUUGAUUAAUCGUUUUCAAGCAAAAGUGCAAAAUAUUAACUGAUUUCUGCUUCUGAAAAGUAUGAAGAUUUGAUGCUUUUCUUUGCCAUUUAUGCCGGAACAUUUAAUGUCUUCGAGUUUUAGAUUGUGUGUUGGUUAAAACAAGAAAUCUGAAGACAUCACUUUGUGCUGUGAGGAAUUAUAAUGGGCCUUUUCACUAUUUUCUGACAUUUUAUACACAAUAAUGUAACUGUUGGUUGUGGCCCUAUUACGGACAACCAAAUUACACAGAUCCUAAAAACCCACUGGU
Messenger RNA from Xiphias gladius (swordfish), 2432 nucleotides. It is a transcript of the gene ufsp2, whose product is annotated as ufm1-specific peptidase 2. The coding region runs from base 57 to 1475 and encodes 472 amino acids. The transcript has 12 exons. The record is from RefSeq and is a predicted model, not a curated record. Lineage: Eukaryota; Metazoa; Chordata; Actinopteri; Istiophoriformes; Xiphiidae.